GCCGAUCUGUUUCCAAGUCAGGAUGCGACAGCAGCAUGGACAGAAUGACGGACGAUGCCCUGAGGCUCCACCUGCUGAAGCGAGGCCUGGACCGUGCGGAGGAGCGGGAUGACGUGGUGGCUAAGCGGUUGAAGAUGGAAGGCCAUGAGGCCAUGGAGCGGCUGAAGAUGCUGGCCCUGCUGAAACGCAAGGACAUGGCCAGCCCCGAGAUGCCCCAGGACUUGGUGGUCAAACCAGAGCACCAGAAGGUGGGCGAGGAGAAGCUGAACGGCAGUCUGAAGCCCCGCCUGGAAAUCCGCAGCGUGGGCAAAGUGGGCAAGGAGAACAUGGGGGAUGAGCCGGUCGACAUGAGUGCGCACAAGAGCGACGCGGAUAGAGAGCGGAGCACCCCCUCGCCGGAUAUCAUUGUGCUGUCGGACAAUGAGGCGUCCAGCCCGAGGGCCAAUGGCAGGUACGAAGACCGCAACAAAGUGGCAAACCUGGAGCUCUUCAAGGGCAAGGGCCCCGAGGAGCGGCAGAUGAUCAUCAAGCAGCUUCGGGAUGAGUUGCGGUUGGAGGAAGCCAGGCUGGUGCUGCUGAAGAAACUCCGCCAGAGCCAGAUACAGAAGGAGAACGUGGUGCAGAAGAAUCCUGUGGGCUUUCUUAAGAGCCUGCUCACGUUGAUUCUCUGUCACGAUAUUGUGAGUUGUGUCCCAGUUUGCCGACUAUUCAACCAAGUGGGGCAUCACACCCUCAUCUUUUUCUACCCCUCCACCUUCCCUGACAGUCGGAUGCUGUCCCAGCCAGCAGAGCACUCGGGCACCACAGUGGUUAGAGUUGCAGUAACUCCAGGAGGAUCUCAUGUGUUUCUUCUUUCUGUCUCUCUUUCUCUCUCUCUCUUUCCGUGUGUGCUGUCCUCCCUCGCUGCAGGGAAGGGGCGCUUCCAGCUAACGCAAAUUGACCCGUUUGUGUGCUCCCAGUGUCGGACGGACUUCACCCCCCACUGGAAGCAGGAGCGGAGCGGGAACAUCCUGUGUGAGCAGUGCGUGACCUCCAACCAGAAGAAGGCGCUGAAAGCCGAGCACACUAACAGGCUCAAGACCGCGUUCGUCAAAGCCUUGCAGCAGGAGCAGGAAAUUGAACAGCGAAUACAGCAGCAAGCGGCAGCCGUCUCGGCGCCCCCUACGUCUGCACCCACCGGUGUGCCAAUGAGCAAACCCGAGCCAGUGAUCAGGCACCAUCCUCUCCGGCAGCAGCCGCCUCAGUCACAAUCGUCACUCCAGCGAGGGCUCCACACCUCCGCCCGCAGUGUGCUCUCCAACUUUGCCCAGGGCCCCCAGAUGCACGUGGCCAGCGGUCUCCUAGGCAUGCCAGGUAAGCAUGCAGUGCGGAGCGGAGCCCCCAGCCGAGGACAAAGGCCGUACUUCACCAGCUCAGGAGUCAGCAUGUCAUACAUGAACACUGGGGUCGGAGGUCAGAAGGGCUCGUCCUUGGCAGACCGUCAGCGCGAGUACCUGCUGGACAUGAUCCCCCCCAGGCCCAUCUCGCAGUCCAUCAGCACGCCGAAGUGAAGGGCUGCACCCGUCGCAUGCAGUGCCUGUCCCGGUGCCUCGUUACUUAACCCGUUGCUUCAGAGGGAGCAAAACCCCCUAUUUUACCCCCACUUCCCUCCCCCACUCUCCACCUGCUCCUGUUCCCCACCCCCCACCUCAACACCAGUAUUAUCGUUCUCUGUGUCUGUUGCUAACUUUGUCAUCGGCCUUUUGGAGGUGGGUGGGCAUGGAAAUGGGAUUCCCUGCGGUGCUCUGCUCGCAUGACCUUGGGAAGCAAGUGUCAGCCUUCAGGAAGGUGUGCCUGUACCUGCGUGUGUGCGAGCGUGUGCCCGUGUGCGUGCCUGUGCGGGUGUGUGCACAUACACCUGUAUGUGUGUGUGCACGCAUGUGCACGUGCCUCUGUGUGCAUGCAUGCUUGUACCUGUGUGUGUACACGUGCCGGGAUGUGGCCUUGUGUGCUCGUGUGUGUGUGUGUGUGCACGUGUGUUUGUACAUGCCUGUGUGUUUUUGUGGGUGCCUGCUGUUUUCCUCCUUCGUCUCCCCCUUCACCCAUGACUGCGGCUUCAUCUCUGGGAACCCACAGCACUCGCUUGGCCCAAUUCAUUGGCCCGAGAUGAGCCGAGGAGGCAGCAGAGGGAUUUUGACCUUCACCUGACUCCCCACCCCCUCUGAAAGCAGGCCCUGUGACCCUCUGCGUUGGGGCGGAGGAGGGCGCAGGGGUGAGUAGCACGGGAGGGGGUAAGCAGCCCUAUCCCAGCCUGAUCCCCUCAGCAGCGCUGGAGCUAAGCUGCCUCCCUCGGGGAGGGUCGAGCCAGGCUGCAACUCCCCCACCCAGUUGAAUAGCCAGGUCAGAUAUUGUACAGGGGGAGUGCCCUUUUUGGGAAGAAGGCUGUGUAGACCCUUCUGAGGGUUGUCUAGGGGGAGCCAAGAAGUGGAGAAGGACAAUCCGAGACUCCAUGAGACUGCCUUUGCAGUCUCCAGUUUACUUUUUGUGGGAGGGGGUUUCGUUCGUAUUAAUUGUCUACAUAGGAGUGACCCACUGUGUAAGAUGCUUCUAGCAAAGUUGGAGGCUGUUCGGCCCUUCAGUUCCAUGCCAGCUCUUCAAAAGGGCAAUUUUAAUCAGGCUCUUCCCUAAACAUCCCUCUCACUCUCACCACUGCCCCAAGACUGAAGGGUUUGAGGUUGAAGGGAGACGUCGGGAAUGAGCUGCCAGACUUGGAUUUGUCAGCGAGCUUUCCCUCUCGGAGGAGUGGCUGCCCAUGAAAGUGCAAGUUGGGGGGGUGGUGGGGUGGGGUAGGGUAGGUGGAGACUUUGCGACAAUCAGUCGGACUCUCCCCACAGUGGGUGGGUGAAGGGUGACUGACUGACAGCUUGUUUGUGGUAGUUGUGCAGUGAGGUAGAGGCUAGCAGCAGGAGAGAGAGAGGUGGGGGAGAGGCAGGAUGGGGGUGCAGGGACAGAGUGGGCAAAUGCCAGUGCAGGUUUGGUGUGGUGAUGGAGGGAUGAGCUGGCGCCCUGCAAUGUGGCCUCUAAGUGAGCAGUUCUUCUGUUUUCAUGUAUAUAUGUGUGCCAGUGUGUGAGUAUGUGUGGAAAUGUGAGUGUAUGAGUAUGUGUGGGAAUGUCUGUGUGUGUGUGUGAGAGAGAGAGAGAGAGAGGUGGGGGCGUGCACUGUUGCUGUAAUGUGUUUUCAGAUAGUGGCACAGUUGCACUUUGUAACAGAUGGAUUGAAUUUCCUGUCUGGACUUCCCCAGCCACUUUAACUCGUUAGGAAAAGGGAGGGCUGAAAACACGUUUGGACUUGUUAAUACUUCACCUCUUUGGGCCCUGUCCGUUCCUUUCAGGUUAAUUGUCAUCAGUUCUGGGCGCAAGAGCAGCUUUAACAGAGGAACAGGGCAAGGCCGUUUUGUUCUGGGAGCUGCUCAGUCAGACUACUGCCUGGUCUGUAUCCUCACUCCAUCUACCUGUUUCUAACCCUUCAUUCCCCCCCAUUUUAACCCCGACAGAACUCCCUGUGUCCAUCGACUGUGAUUCAGGGGAGAGAUGAUCCAGAUUUCCACCCCCCUCUCCGGUGUGAAGAGCUGCUCUCUGACAUUGCUUCCUCAUCGCCACCAGCCCUGGGUGGCUUGCCUGAAUGUUGAAGACCAACAGGAAUGGCCUGCUCACAGAGCAGCGGAGGGACUGUAUGCCUGGUUAGCAGUGUUUACACCCAGUGCCCUUUCUCGAUGGGGCUUGCCCCAGCAGGAAGGAUGGUGGUAAGAGGGGCUGUUCCCGGUUUGGUGACAUUACUGAGCCUUCUCGGCACAGCAUGAGGCCAUUGUGCACAAUCAUGCUCAUUGCCAGCUCUUUGAAAGAGUUCUCCAGUCCCCCACAACUACCGAAUCCUUUCAGCCCCUGCAUAGUUCUGAUUCCCCUCCCUCCCUGUCCCUUUUUGUAAGUUCCUAUUGAAUCUGCUCCCUUUCAGGCAGCCUGUCCCAGAUCACAACGAUUUGCUGCCUCAACAAACUCAUUCUCCUCCUCUCCCUCCCACUCCCACUAGUUGUUUUUCCCGGAUUGUCUUCAAUCCACGUUACCACCCCAGCUCUGGUGACCGACACCUCCCCCCGCCGCUCAUUCCACUCGAUUGGAACCCGCCGCCUCCACCCCCUCUCUCAAUUUGGAAUGACUCGAUUCACAAUCUCAUCCCCCCCACCCAACACAUACCUUUAACGUUCUCCAUUCUGAGGGGAGUGAUCCCAGCUUCUACCCCCCCCAAUCUCUCUGGGCACAAAAAGAUGCCCCUCAUCACAGAGUCCUGGAAAAUCUCCAUACGCGCACACCCUCUGAGACCGUGACCCAUUCUGAAUUCUGUCCAGGCUGAAGAUGUCGAAAUCCUAAAGCAUGAUGAGGUUAUUGUGGAAUUUUAACCCAACAAUUGAAACUGCUGCCAGGAACAAUCCAGGCAGUGAGGUGGCGGGCGAGGGGGCGUUGUGACUCUGGUGUGUGUGCGUGCAUGUGUGUGCGCGUGUGUGUGUGUGUUUGCAGGUCGUGCUUGGAGUGUAUGCUUGCUCGCAAUUCUCACACACGUCCUGCCCAGUGCUGGGUGUGUUGAAGAAUCAAUCCAAGGACAAGUGUGCUCACUGCAGGACGAUAGAGGCGUUCAGCUUGCGAAGAAAGGGUGCACAAGGAGACCCUCUCUGUGCUCCCCUCAGCUGGGGCAGGGGACAGUAGGACACACUGGCUCAGUGGAGCCUGACCUGUCUGUGUGGCAUCAGGCACAGUGACUGAUUCCUCAGGCACACUCCAGUUGUAGUUUGGAAAAGUCCCUGAGCUCCAGAUUCUACAUUGUAUGUGGUUGUUGCUUGUGGGUUGGUGGGUGGGGUGGGGGGGCUGAGGGGGGUAUUCUGUGGUUAUUGUACAUUGAAAAGGUCUAGUUACUCUGCAAGAGACAUACCUACAAGCCUCAGACUGUCUGUUACACAAGAUGCCAGUCUUGGGUCAGCUGGCAUCCUUCUCGCAGCUUGGAAUCCUGGCCAAGUGUGUUUGAGACACCACUCCAGAGACUCCAGGCCAACACUCCCAGGGUCAGCGCUGAGGGAGAGCCACACUACUGGAGUAUCAGCGCUGAGGGAGAGCCGCAGUAUUGGAGGAUUAGCACUGAGGGAGGGACACACUAUCGGAGGGUCAGCGCUGAGGGAGCAGGUGCUGAUGUAGAGGACACUGUCAGAGGGUCAGUACUGAGGGAGCACUGGACUGUUGGAGAGUCAGUACUUGGGGAGUGGGCACUGUUGGAGGUUCAGCGCUGAGAGAGUGGACAGUGUCGGACAGUCAGCACUGAGGGAGUGAAUAGUGUCGGAGGGUCUGCACGGGAGAGCACCACACCGACAGGGUCAGCGCUGAGGGAGCGGGCACUGUCGGAGGGUCAGCACCGAGGAAGCAUGGGCGGUCGGAGGGUCAGCGCCGAGGGAGCAGGCGCUGUCGGAAGGUCAGCAUCAAGGCAGUGGGCGCUGUUGGAGGGUCAGCGCUGAGGGGGUGGAUACUAUCAGUUGGUGCUGUCUGUUGGUCAAGACGUUAAACCAAGGCCCUGUCUGCCUGAAAAGGUGGACAUUAAAGAUUCCUCUUGUAAAGAAAAGCAGGGUUUGAGGUGGGAGAGGGACGAGUUUGGGUGGGGGGGAGCAGGGUGGGGAGAGAUUAUUCUUCCUGGUAAACACACAACCACGGUCUUCCCCAUUUAUCUUCUGGAGGACUGUGAGAAUGCUGGCUGCUGUGUUCACCCACCAGACCGUCAUGCAUGUGGGCAGUUAACCCCCAAGUGGUGGUAUUGGGAAUGGGAGUGAUGCUGCAACUCUAUAAAGCUUGAGGUGGGGGGAGGGAGUGGUGUGUGUGAGACAGAUGGUGGGUCAGCUUCACCAAGAGCGGUCCUGAACGGACAACGUUUUCCGCGUCAAAAGCUAACUUGUGCAACCUUUGGCUGUGUUGACCUAAAUUGGACCUGUGAAGCUCGCUUCCUGAUGUUCUUUGUGUACAGUCUUCCUGUAUAUCUGAACGUGGCUGCAUCGGGUAAUGUAAAUGGUUUUUAUGGCAUGUUACAGUUUGAGCUGGACAUUAAUGGUCCUUUAAUCCUCUCUCUCUCUCUCUCUCUCGUUACACAGAGUCAAACCCUCCCAAUCCUCCCAACGCACCUCCUCCCCCUUCCUCCCUCCCCGCCUCUGUUUUCAUUUUAAAGUUUUAAUUUAGGCGAAAAGAAUUUUUCUUCCAUUUUGCUUUUUUUUAAAAAAAAAGAAAGAUUUUUUCUGUAUGUUGUUGUUGUUGCUAAGCCUGUUUUAUCAUUUUGUAUUGUGCUAGAUUUGUGUACUUCGGCAAUGUAUUACAAAUGUUAUAUACCGAUGGGAGUGCAAACUGCCAAGAGACAGUCAUCCAAUGGCUGGGGAAAACAAAAAAGAAAUAAGCAAGUUUUUCAAAAAAAAACCUUUGUAGUAUUUAUUACUUGCAGGUUGUGUUUAAAAUAAGGGAACCAGUUGAAUCUCCUCUGUGAGAUGGUGUACGUGCUAUUAAACUAUCAGGUGAAUUUAUCUGA
Molecule: messenger RNA, 6583 nt
Organism: Rhincodon typus (whale shark)
Lineage: Eukaryota; Metazoa; Chordata; Chondrichthyes; Orectolobiformes; Rhincodontidae
Product: transcriptional repressor p66-beta
Exons: 8
Coding region: 36-1550 (504 amino acids)
Biological process (GO): negative regulation of transcription by RNA polymerase II
Cellular component (GO): NuRD complex
Molecular function (GO): sequence-specific DNA binding
Source: RefSeq, a predicted model, not a curated record